This is a messenger RNA of Lynx canadensis (Canada lynx), 1524 nucleotides long. RefSeq names its product keratin 12 (gene KRT12). The transcript is spliced from 8 exons. Bases 1 to 1524 code for a protein of 507 amino acids. Lineage: Eukaryota; Metazoa; Chordata; Mammalia; Carnivora; Felidae. Gene Ontology annotation, molecular function: structural molecule activity. The record is from RefSeq and is a predicted model, not a curated record.
AUGUCCCUCUCAGUGCGCACCUCUGGGCUCUCCCGGCGGCCAUCUUCCCAGAGUGGGACAUCGGGCAGAGCCAGGGGCACGUCCGCUUCCAUCGUUGGAAGUAGCUAUGGGGGGAGCACCUUUGGCUUUGGAGACAGCUAUGGGGGAGGCUUUUCUUCUGCUUCCAUGUUUGGUUCUAGUUCUGGCUUUGGUGGUGGCUCUGGAAUUUCCUUUGCAGGAGGACUGGGCAGUGCUUAUGGGGGAGCCCUGGGAGGUGGUUCUGGAGCCCUGGGAGGUGGCUUUGGAAGCCUAGGAAGUGGCUUUGGAGGCCUGGGAGGUGGCUUUGGAGGCCUGGGAAUUGGAUUUGGAGGAAGCCCCGGAAGUGGCCCUGGAGGCAUUCUCUCUGGCAAUGAUGGAGGCCUUCUUUCUGGAUCAGAAAAGGAAACCAUGCAAAAUCUUAAUGACAGAUUGGCCUCCUACCUGGAUAAGGUUCGAGCUCUAGAAGAGGCUAAUACUGAGCUAGAAAACAAAAUUCGAGAAUGGUAUGAAACACGAGGAUCUGGGACUGGAGACCCCGGGUCGCAGAGUGAUUACAGUAAAUAUUACCCAUUGAUCGAAGACCUCAGGAAUAAGAUCAUUUCUGCCACCAUUGGAAAUGCCCAGCUCAUCCUGCAGAUUGACAACGCGAGACUGGCUGCCGAAGACUUCAGAAUGAAGUAUGAGAACGAGCUGGCCCUGCGGGUGAGUGUGGAGGCCGACACCAACGGCCUGCGCAGGGUGCUGGACGAGCUGACCCUGGCCAGGGCCGACCUGGAGAUGCAGAUCGAGAACCUCAAGGAGGAGCUGGCCUACCUGAAGAAGAAUCAUGAAGAGGAGCUCCAAACCUUCCUGGCAGGCGGCCCGGGGCAGGUCAGCGUGGAAAUGGACGCUGCUCCGGGGCUGGACCUCACCAGGCUCCUCAACGACAUGAGGGCGCAGUACGAAGCCAUCGCUGAGCAGAAUCGUAAGGACGCGGAGGCCUGGUUCGUUGAAAAGAGCGGGGAGCUAAGGAAGGAGAUCAGCAUCAACACGGAGCAGCUUCAGUCCAGCAAGAGCGAGGUCACCGACCUGAGGCGCGCAGUUCAAAACCUGGAGAUCGAGCUCCAGUCCCAGCUGGCCACGAAGAAAUCCCUGGAGGACUCGCUGGCGGAAGUGGAGGGCGACUACUGCGGCCAGCUGUCGCAGGUGCAGCAGCUCAUCGGCAGCCUGGAGGAGCAGCUGCUCCAGGUGCGCGCCGACGCCGAGCGCCAGAACGCCGACCACCAGCGGCUGCUGAACGCCAAGGCCCGCCUGGAGCUGGAGAUCGAGACCUACCGCCGCCUGCUGGACGGCGAGGCCCAAGGCGACGGUUUUGAUGAAAGUUUAUAUGUGACAGACUCCAAAUCUCAAACACAGUCGAUCGAUUCCUCUAAAGAUCCAACCAAAUCCCGGAAAAUCAAGACAAUUGUGCAGGAAGUGGUGAAUGGUGAAGUGGUCUCAUCUCAAGUUCAGGAAGAACUAAUAUAA